AUGACGAUGAUUGAUGAAAGCUGUCAAAAGUUGUUCCGCGAGAAUUAUAAGUUGGAUUGCAAUAAUGCAGGUUGAUGUUUAGCGCAACGUCAUUUCCUAAUAAAUUAAUAUGACGGCACGCUCAAUCGUACAAGUUUUCGAUCAAUAUCAGAAAGCACGAUUGCUCUUCGUGCAAUCCGUUGCAGAUUUAGCCUCGAAGUCAAACAACAUCGACCAUCUGGAAACAGCGGGUGCGAUAGACCUCUUACAUCCUUUAUUAUCAGAUACUGUACCAUCUAUCCAACAUGUGGCAGCAAUCGCUCUGGGCAAGCUAGCGAAUCAUAAUUCCAGACUAGCGCACGUUAUCGUUAGAAAAGAUGUAUUGUCGCACUUGCUGAAGCAUAUAGACAAACAAAAUGUACGAGCUCUUUAA
This is a messenger RNA of Wasmannia auropunctata (little fire ant), 412 nucleotides long. RefSeq names its product sperm-associated antigen 6-like. Lineage: Eukaryota; Metazoa; Arthropoda; Insecta; Hymenoptera; Formicidae. Gene Ontology annotation, molecular function: microtubule binding. The record is from RefSeq and is a predicted model, not a curated record. Gene Ontology annotation, cellular component: microtubule cytoskeleton. The transcript has 2 exons. Gene Ontology annotation, biological process: cilium movement. Bases 110 to 412 code for a protein of 100 amino acids.